AUGUCUUAAGUUAGCUUCUUCAAGUGUUAAGUGUGGUUAUGUAGUAAUAAAAUGAGAAUUUCUAUUUCUACUUUCUAGUUUCUUUUGAAUCUGGAAUGGUAAUUAUUAUAGUUGUGAAUAGUAAUGUGAUUUAACAACAAAGGAGAAAAGGGCUCAAAACAGUUCAUCAUUACAGUAAAAACUGGUUGUUAAUUUCAAAAGUCUUUUUCUUUUUGAAAAUACUAGUGGAAUUCAUAAUAUUCUUGAAAGUCGUCUGGUUAGUCAGGCAAAGGAAUCUGUGAAAGGAAGUAAAAGGGUAACACAAUGAGUCCACAAAAGAACAGUACACAACCAUCAAUUGAAAACAGGCUCAGUAAAGAUACUGAAAUAGUUGAGAAUGAAAAGGUUAAACUGAAGCAACAUAUGGGACUUCUAGAAGGUGUUGCGAUAAUUUUGGGAAUCAUAUUUGGUUCUGGUAUAUUUAUUUCUCCAAAAGGUAUAAUUCAAGAGGUAGAUUCUGUAGGAAUGUCUCUAGUUGUAUGGGUGCUUUGUGGUUUAUUAUCAAUGGUAGGUGCCCUUUGUUAUGCUGAACUGGGUACAUCAAUACCAAAAUCUGGUGGUGACUAUGCUUAUAUUCAUGAAGCUUUUGGACCACUGCCCUCUUUUUUAUAUCUAUGGGCAGCCAAUGUGAUUUUUGUUCCAACAACAAAUGCCAUUAUGGGUCUGACUUUUGCUAAAUAUGUUAUUCAGCCUUUUUUUCCACAAUGUAUAAUGCCUGACCUUGGUGUGAAAUUGAUAGCAGCAGCUGUAAUUUGUUUCUUAACUUUCAUCAACAGUUCCCAUGUGAAGGCUACUAUCAGAUUACAGAAUGUGUUUAUGUUCUGCAAGGUUGCUGCACUUGUCUUGAUCAUACUGAUAGGACUAGUGUGGAUGGGUAUGGGAAAUGUUGAAAAUUUUCAAAAUUCUUUCACAGGGACCACCACCAACCCUGGAAAAAUUGCUAAAGCCUUCUAUUCUGGAAUUUUUUCUUAUUCAGGAUGGAAUUACUUGAACUUCAUGACUGAAGAGCUAAAAAAUCCAUUUGUAAAUCUACCCAGAGCUAUUUACAUAUCAUUACCAUUAGUAACUGGAAUUUAUGUGAUGGCCAAUAUGGCAUAUUUAUCAGUACUGACUCCAGAUGCCUUACUAUCUUCAGAUGCAAUUGCAGUGACAUUUGGUAACGCUUUAUUAGGAAAGUUUGCCUGGAUCUUACCAGUGAUGGUAGCUAUAUCUGCUUUUGGAGGCCUGAGUGUUCAUAUUAUGACGUCAUCGAGAAUGUUAUAUGUUGGCGCCAGAAAUGGACAUUUUCCGGAACUGUUGGCUCACCUGAGCCUCAAUACCAUGACACCUAUACCUAGCCUAACGUUUUUGAAUAUUUUAUCUCUCAUCAUGCUGUGUACCAGCGACAUCCACAUGUUGAUUCAGUAUUGCACGAUCGUCGAGUCGUUUUUCAUCACGCUCUCUGUGGCCGGCUUGCUGUACCUGCGAUGGAAGAACCCGAAGAUGUCUCGGCCGAUCAGGAUCCACAUCCUGGUGCCCAUAGUGUUCGUUCUGAUCUGCCUGUUCCUGCUGAUACUGCCGAUGGUCGACUCGCCUCUGAUCGUGCUCGGAGGAUUGGUUAUUACUUUGUCCGGGGUGCCGGUUUAUUUUUUCGGGGUGUACUGGAAGGCGAAGCCCAAGGGAUUCCAGAAGUUUAUGCAUAAUAUAACACUCAUCUCCCAGAAAAUAUUUUUUGCUGCACAUGAGGAAGCCUAA
This is a messenger RNA of Phaedon cochleariae (mustard beetle), 1773 nucleotides long. The record is from the annotation of a GenBank genome assembly. NCBI's taxonomy places the organism in Eukaryota, Metazoa, Arthropoda, Insecta, Coleoptera, Chrysomelidae.